AUGCGCACAACACCCGUAAAACUCUUACCACACUCACCCACCAUACCAAACCCUCACCCGGAAAGGGCUUUGACGAAGGCGGAGAAGGAGAAGAUGGACAGCCUGCGCCUGACAGACGCUGACUGGGAGAUCUUGCAGGCGUUGAAGACAUUUCUCAGCCCCUUCAACAAGGUCUCCAAGGCAACUGAGGGGGCGGCAUACCCAACAGUGUCGAUGGUGGUGCCCUACUACAACAGCCUAAUCGACGCCAUGGAGUCGCGCCUUGCCAAGGGGCCAUCUACGACGCUGGAGCCGAUGAUCGUGGCGGCGCUGGGCCACUUGAAUAAGUACACGUAUAUCACCAGCAACGAGUACUGGAUCGCCACCUUCCUGGACCCAUCCAUGAAGGUGGUGUGGUUCGACGACGUGCAUUGGGAGAAGCUGCAUCCUGAUACGCGCAGGAGGGAGAGGCCGCGUCCCACGUCCGGCAAGGUGAUCAUGCCGUCGCGCACCUUGUCCCGUCGUCGUGCGCUCCCCCUUACCCCGCCUCCUUCCACACCCUGCCCGUUGCUGACGCGCGCUGCCUGCCCAUCGUCGACGCGCGUGCUCGGCCUGCCAUCGACGCGCGUGUGCGCCCUGCCCACCGCCGUCCCUCUCUCUGCCGCCCAGCCUUACCCCCUCGCGGCCGCCCUCCCUUACCCUCUCGUGGGCAUCCUGAUUCACCUCUUUGCAGGCGCCUUCCCCUUGUCAUAG
This is a messenger RNA of Closterium sp. Naga37s-1, 732 nucleotides long. The record is from the annotation of a GenBank genome assembly. Lineage: Eukaryota; Viridiplantae; Streptophyta; Zygnematophyceae; Desmidiales; Closteriaceae.